AUGAAGAUAUAUCACUUGACAUGAUGAACUCAUCCUCAACGGAAGGCUCCCUUAUCUCUUCCGUUUCCUUAAAUGGGAGCGUCGGACAUUCUUUGAGAUCACCCGUCGUGCUCGACCCGUGCCGGUUGUCAAAUGUCGGGCCACCGCCGCCAGGCAGCGCAGUCGUUCCUUCCAUUGGCCGAAAGCGUCAUUCUAGUGCCGGCACUCUCACUGACUACUCGUUCUUGUUGGAUGAUGAUUCAUCAUCUUCUGCAGAAUCUCCAAGAAUGGAAGAAGACAAUGAUGAAACAAGAAGGUUAAAGAUAGAGCUGAAGCACACGAUGGACAUGUACCAUGCAGCUUGCAAAGAGGCAUUAAAUGCCAAGCAGCAGGUGAUGGAACUCCAAGAAUGGAAGAGAAAACAAGAGAGAAGGCUGAGAGCAUCAUCACCGUCGUUGGCAACAGUUGACGACACGACUCGGAAAGUGGUGGAGAAAGAGGUGCAGAAAAGGGUAGCAUUGGUGAGAAGAAAACUUCUGUAUGAAUUAGGGCAAUGCCAGUACCAGGCCCACUUAGUUGAAAAAUACCGAGGCUUGUUUCAUAUUUUAGUCGUCAUUUUCUUGUACUACUUUUAUUUCACUAUGUUCAUACCUGUAAGAAAGUGUUAUCCCUCCCAAGAUUACACAUAA
This is a messenger RNA of Hibiscus syriacus, 668 nucleotides long. RefSeq lists its product as uncharacterized. Bases 21 to 668 code for a protein of 215 amino acids. The record is from RefSeq and is a predicted model, not a curated record. The transcript has 3 exons. NCBI's taxonomy places the organism in Eukaryota, Viridiplantae, Streptophyta, Magnoliopsida, Malvales, Malvaceae.